Messenger RNA from Toxotes jaculatrix (banded archerfish), 1044 nucleotides. RefSeq names its product iron-sulfur cluster assembly scaffold protein IscU-like. Gene Ontology annotation, molecular function: 2 iron, 2 sulfur cluster binding; ferrous iron binding. Gene Ontology annotation, biological process: iron-sulfur cluster assembly; intracellular iron ion homeostasis. NCBI's taxonomy places the organism in Eukaryota, Metazoa, Chordata, Actinopteri, Toxotidae. The transcript has 5 exons. Gene Ontology annotation, cellular component: mitochondrial matrix; cytoplasm. Bases 52 to 549 code for a protein of 165 amino acids. The record is from RefSeq and is a predicted model, not a curated record.
GCUCGAGCUGCUCUUCUCUUUCAAAGUGCGUCAUUCCUGCUGUAUCUCAACAUGGCGGGCACUGUGGCGAAGAAGUGUCUCAGUCCUCUCUCUUUCCUCACCAGGAGGCUCUCUGCUCCGGAGUUCAUCACCCAGUGCUGCUACCACAAGAAGGUGGUUGAUCAUUAUGAGAACCCAAGGAAUGUGGGCUCGCUGGACAAAAACUCCAAGAAUGUGGGGACAGGGUUGGUGGGAGCUCCAGCCUGUGGAGAUGUGAUGAAGCUCCAGAUUGAGGUGGAUGACCAGGGGAAGAUUGUGGAUGCCAGGUUCAAGACCUUCGGCUGUGGCUCUGCUAUCGCCUCCAGCUCUCUGGCCACCGAGUGGGUGAAGGGCAAAUCUGUGGAUGAAGCUUUGACUAUAAAAAACACUGACAUUGCCAAAGAGCUCAGUCUUCCACCGGUUAAACUUCACUGUUCCAUGCUUGCGGAGGAUGCCAUCAAGGCUGCUCUGGCUGACUAUCGCUUCAAGCAACAGGACGGCCAGCAGGAGGCAGUCAGGGCCAGCAAUUAAACAGAGCACUCUCGAACUGAGCUGGACGCCACUACUCGCUUCCUGCUGCCUGGAAGAGAAGUAGCAGUAGUCCACUUUCCUGCAGUAUUGAAAACGCACACCUUAUAUGUUGAUGAAGUACACCAUCGUGUAACACCUGUUUUAGUCUAUGGCCCCCUAACCCUUCAUACUUUUAUCUCGUAGCCUGUCACGUAAACGCACAAUGUGAGCACUGUUCGGGUUGUUGGCACAAGUUGAGCCUUAUUUUUGAGAUUGUGAUAUAUUUUAAGAUUUCGAGCUUGAGGAGUCUUUAUUUUGAGUGGUGUGAUGGAGAUAUUGGUUAAAGCUAAGAGCUGUCAUGGUAUCCUGUCUGCACCCUAAGCACUGACCUUUUGAUAUGCAAUGAAGCACAGUGGUUUGAAAGAAUGAAAAGGGUCCACUGGAUUUAAGUGUAUUUUAUAUUAUUAUUUAGUGAUGCUUCCUUGAUAGUCUGCAAUAAAACUAUCCUGUAUCAUG